AUGCGUGCUAAUGCGUCACGAUGGGUCUACGAGGCCACCCGUUUCGACGAAGGGUAUGUCGUGAUCGUCGACCGCAAGUCCUCAGCCAGCGCCAAGAAUCAGGCGAAAAAGGUGCUCGAGGUCGUGAAUAAGGAGCUGUCAUCGCCCGACAUCGACGACGAAGUGCUCUGGUCGCAGGCAGAACCGCCGAAACAUAUCAAGGACGAGGAAGAUAAAGUGGACCGGUAUCGCGUGUUCCUCCACAUGAAGGAUAGCCGGUGCGUGGGGCUCGCUCUCACAGAGCGCAUCUGGGAGGCGCGACCGGUCGUACAGGGCGAAACCAACGGCGCCCCCAGGGAUUCGGCAGUAUCGGUGCGUGACGAGGUACAUCCGGCGAUUGUGGGCGUCUCGCGCAUCUGGACCUCAGGCGCGUCGCGCAGGAAAGGCAUCGCACUGGACCUGCUGGACUGUGUGGUCAGCAAUUAUAUUUAUGGAAUGGAAAUCUCUAAGGAUGAGAUUGCCUUCAGCCAGCCAACCGAGAGUGGAAAGCGGUUGGCUCAUAAGUUUUUCGAGGAGGAAGAGACAUGGCAUGUGUAUAACGAGAGGUGA
This is a messenger RNA of Penicillium argentinense, 588 nucleotides long. Its product is annotated as GNAT family N-acetyltransferase. Lineage: Eukaryota; Fungi; Ascomycota; Eurotiomycetes; Eurotiales; Aspergillaceae. Bases 1 to 588 code for a protein of 195 amino acids. Gene Ontology annotation, cellular component: chromatin; nucleus. Gene Ontology annotation, molecular function: protein-lysine-acetyltransferase activity. The record is from RefSeq and is a predicted model, not a curated record. Gene Ontology annotation, biological process: mitotic sister chromatid cohesion. The transcript has a single exon.